Molecule: messenger RNA, 5535 nt
Organism: Aquila chrysaetos chrysaetos
Lineage: Eukaryota; Metazoa; Chordata; Aves; Accipitriformes; Accipitridae
Product: dual specificity protein phosphatase 13-like
Exons: 4
Coding region: 4099-4641 (180 amino acids)
Biological process (GO): protein dephosphorylation; negative regulation of MAPK cascade
Cellular component (GO): cytoplasm
Molecular function (GO): protein tyrosine/serine/threonine phosphatase activity; MAP kinase phosphatase activity
Source: RefSeq, a predicted model, not a curated record
GUGUGCUGCACAGCUGCGGUUAAGAUGGACUGAGUUUGUUCAUGGUUUGUGCUAAUGCCAGAGGCAAGUUCAAUAAUUGCAUCUAGCUGUACAGUAUGUUUGAGUCCCCUUUACUUGGGAGUGUAACAUAACUAGCUGCUUUGGUUUGGUUGCAGUUCUCACCUGCAUGUUCUCAUAAGAAAAGCUUUUUGUGUUCCAGGCCUGGUGAUGUGGCGAGGGCAAUUUCUUAAGAGCCCAGGCACUGCUACAGAAACAUUCCUCUUUCACUGGUCUGCUAAAUAUUGCAGUGCUACAGAAAGUUGUGACAGCCUGAAGACUCACACCAGCAGAAUAAACUUCUGUGCAGCUCUCAGUGCAGUCUCUGGGUCAGCAAACCCACAAAACUUUUCUUGUGUAAAUUUGUUUUCAACAAGAUAAUGUAUAUUAUGUAGUAUAUUGAGGACAUUAAAAAAAAUAUUUCAGAUCUUCAAAGCAUUUUGUAAGCUUGAAUUCAUCAGUUCACUCUCCCUCCAAAUUAUCCCAAAUCAGUUCUGUGUAAGUGGCUUUGAAGCAUCCCUGGUUUAACAUCGGGUAGGAACUUAGCUUACAUCGAAGGCUAGGCUUAAUUGAUACAAAUUAGUUUUAAGCUGUUUUGAGGAUGUCACUUUUCCUAUCACCAGUUAAUCAGUACUUAAACCAAUGUGAUUGUUAAUACAGCAACAGCAUUUGAAAUUAAUGCUACCACUCUGCCUGAAAAUUAGCUUGUUACCUUGUGGUGAACCACAAAGUGAUAAUCAAAUCUAUUUUUGCCCUUUGCUACUGGUUUGAUUUAUUGAUUAGCUGACCUUCUAAACCUUCCCUGCCAGAUUAAGUUAAUACAUUUCUGCUUGCUUGUUUGCAUUUGAAACAUCAGUUCUGAUCAUUUUCCUCUCUGCUGGAAGAGACUUGCAAGGUUAUUAGGAGACUUAAAUAGUGGUGACUUGUGAGUUGAACCUCUUCCUUCCCAGACCUCCUAUCCUCCUUAAUUCUUGGAGAGGUUAUGACAUGAAUGCUGAUUCUGCCUUGCACUUCUGGGAAUGUAGAAAUCCCUCCCUAUUUCAGUGUAACAAAUGCUUUGCAAAAUAAGCAUCUUUAAAAUCCUUUCAGAGGUCUAUUUGACUGUCUGUUUGGAUUUUCCUAAAUCUUGCCAAAGAGCUCCACUGACGAAAGAGAAGACAUUGUAGUGUAAAAAGAUCAAAUAGAAAAUCACAUAUAAAACCCAAUAGUGCUAGGUCAAUCUUUAUAGCUCACAAAGCAGCAGAGUAGUGGAGGAGGAGCUGGGUUUGCUUUGAAGUUCUCCAUUACAGUUAAUAGGGAUUUAUAUGAGUUAAUAUUUCAUUAUAAUUUAUAUUUCUUUCACAUUACAGUAGAUUUUAGUCUGGAAACCUUUUGAAGACAUGGCAUUGAAAAAUCUGAAAUUCAUGUGAGUGAAAUAAUGCAUCUUAAUGGCUUUAGGCUGGGCAAAAUUAGACACAUGUGAGGAAGAUUAAUGGAACCUCCCAUCAGGAUAAUGCUUUGCUUGCCCCUGAACAUCUGUCCCACAAAGCCACAGCUGUGAAAGCUUCUCCUGUUGUAAAUUAGUACCUGCUCUCAGAGAUACUGCUCGUCCUGGGAGAGUAUUGUUUCACCAGGGGUAGAGAAGAGAAGAGUACAGAGCGAAGCUGAGUCAGUAUGGCAUCCAUACCACCAACGACACGGUAGUGAUCUUGUACAGCAAGACUUACUUACCCCAGUGGAGGGAACGAAUUAGUCAGAAAUUCUUUUCAAGGGCACUGGUAAAUCACAGAAGUGUUUUUAAUUGGUAGAGUUAGUGUUGCCUGGAUUUCCUGCCUGUCUGUAUUGCUCCUUUCUUUAUAUACAGUUUAACUUUGGCUCCAGGUCUGCUCAGGGAAAAAGAUUCCAUUCAACAUAAGCAAAAGCAGUAGAAUUAGUCCUGUAACUUCUUAAAACAGAAAACUCUGUCUGCUGUGAUGCUCUAGGAGGAAAACAGACCUUCUCACCUGUCACUUACACUGCUAUAGUUCAGGUCAUGAGGUACUUCAAUGUUUUCCAUUAUCAGUGGGAAAACUUGUAUUUCAAGUAUUGGUUUGGCAAGUUGGACUAAGGAACCAAAGCAAAAGAAAAAUACCGCCUCACCCAUGGCACUUUGUUCAGAAAAUGCACAUCUGUCAACAGGGUCUACACAACCCAGGAGACUGAAAGCACUGAAUGUUAACUCCUGAGGGAGGGUCCCAUUUUAAAAGAUACUGAAGUACCUAAAGGUAAGCCAUGUACCUGCUGAGCUGGCCAGAACACUUUGGCUCAUGCAGAGGUGCCUGCAUACCCUCCCGGGAGACCGCGGGAACUGUCAGUCCUGGACACCCAGCCUGACCAGGAGCCGAUUACCUUCCGCCUCCUCUGAAACAAACAGGUGUGAAGGCCUUCCUGCCCCAGGCUUGCCCUAUCACGGGGUCUUUCCUCAAUCUGUUUUUAAUUCCUUUAUGCCUUUUCAACAUUUUUUUAGUGUUCAGCUGAAGAAUGCAUCUGACAAAGCCCUACAGCAGAGUGCAUAUGGUUCAGGAAUGAGCUCCUCCCAUGGGAAAGGACUAUUCCAGAAAGAAGAGUUAGACCUCCCCUGAAGAGGAUCUGAAAACCAAUUUUUUUCUUCUUUUGAGAGCAAUUGUCAUCUAGAUCCAAUUCCUGACCCACCUUACCCAGUGAGUCAUGAGGUUUAGUGCCAGCUCAGUGAAGGCUGCGAGUGUGUGUCUGUGAGCAGAGCACCGUGAAAGGGACUGUCCCAGCCACAGCUGUGGCAGACGUAAAUCUGCUGGAAGUAAUCACAAAACCACAGUAUCACCUUAAGGGAGCCAUGUAAGAUUCCAGUGGAAAGGUCCCUCAAUUUUGUUUUCCAGUACAAGAACUGAGGGCAUCAGAUGAAGUCAGUAGAAGCCAGGUCUGAAACAAGAGGAGGGGGGUUAGGUGAGCUGUGCAACGCCUUGCCACAGGACGCUGCAGAGGGUAAAAGCCUCUAAACAUUCAAGGGGUAACGGGAAAAGUUUAUGGGACAGAAAUCCAUUCAGGGUUACCAAAUACUUAGAAACUCCAUCCAGAUCUGGAAGCUCAUGAGCUGCAGCCAGCUGGAAGCUGGGAGAGUGUUAGAAAGCGGUGUAAUUCACGCUUUCGUGUUCCGAUUUUCUGUAGCCAUCCACUUACAGCCACAGUCAGGCGCAGGAUAGUGGGCUCGUUGGCCUUUUGGUAAGGCCCAGGACAGCUGCUCUCAGGGUCUUUAUUUUGAACUCACCCCUAAAUGAGCUGUCCCCUCUUUCCUGGUAGCUUAUUAUUAGAACUGGGUCACAUGAGGCAUUUGGGACUGCGUCUCAGUUGCGUUGACCGACAUUUCUUUCACAGGGAAAGCUCUAUGCUGGCAGGCGCGGCAGUAUAGCUUACGUGGGGAGGGGAGUAGCGUUUUCUUCGCAUAAGAUUCGCUUAACGCAGAAUUUUCAUUUUUGUGGCUGUUCCCCGUUCUGUCAGGGAUGUAGCGCUGAGCUAAUCCGGGGAGGCGUCAAGGCGUGUGCCAUAUUUAGAGACAGCCACCUGCUUGGGAACAUCAAGCAGCAGCAAAGAGCACGCUUCAGCAAAAAACCUCCCCUGUGGAUUCUGCAGCAGCAGCUUCCCGCCGGCUCUCCCUUGCCUAAAUCUGCCUGUGGCCACCAAAGGGGUCAGCGCCUGAAGACGGUCGGUCAGGCCCCGUCAGCCCUGGAAUGCUCUGAGCCUGGCACUCCCUCUGCCCAGGAACUGCCAGAUAUUUUGGACAGCUGCAAGGUGGAAUUCAAUCACGUGGGUGAAGGGUGGCCUAAUCUCUACAUAGGCGAGAUAACUUGUCUCAAAACGUGGUGGGCACUGGACUCUACAAGCAGGAACACAUUACAAGGCAACAAAGUACCUUGAGUUGCUUUUUGUAGUGAGCUUUCGUACACGGUUCUCCACAGCUCCGUAGCCCAUAACAAGGAAGAUCUGAAGAGGGUUGGUGUCACCCAUGCACUGAAUGCAGCACAUUUUGCAUGGGGAAGGAAAGGAGACCAAACUUUCCAUGGCCAAGAAAUGCAUUAUUAUGGAACACCUGCAGAGGACUUGAUCGACUUUCACCUCGGCGCACCUUUCUGUACCGCCUCUGAGUGCGUUCACAAGGCCAAAUGGUGGGCUGCUAGGAGCAAAACGACUCUUCGAAGCCUCAACAUUACUCACAUCCUUAAUGCAGCAGAUGGGCCAUAUAGCAUCAACACAGGAGCCAAAUAUUACGAAGAUCUGCAAAUAGAGUACUACGGAGUAGAAGCAUUUGAUGAUCCUUCCUUUGAUUUAAGUAUCUUCUUCUACAAUGCUGCCAAUUUCAUAGGCAAAGCCUUAAACACUUCAGGAGGUAAGGUCUUUGUUCAUUGUGCCAUGGGGGUGAGCCGCUCUGCAUCUUUAGUGCUUGCCUUUUUAAUGAUCCAUGAAAACAUGACACUCGUGGAUGCUCUGAAAACAGUGAGUGCUCACAGAGACAUCUGCCCAAAUUCAGGGUUCCUCAGCCAGCUCCGGGACUUGGACAUUAAACUAAAUGAAGAAAGGAAAGGAACCGGAGCAUCUGCUACCAAAGAGCUCUAAGAGAGUAUUACUGAAGGAGAGAGGACAAAAUGUUAUUUGAGUUUCCUGUAUUUCUUUUAAAUGAAUUGUAUUUGUAAACUAAGGAUACAAGUUUAUGGUACGCCAGAAAGCAUGUUAUUGCUAAAAGUAGAUUUUACUUGAUCUUUCCAUUUUGCAAAGCCUUCCUAGAUUAUAGUUACGAUUGGUUGUAUACUGCAUCCUCCACUCUCCACCUUAAAACAUUGCUCUUUGCUGGUGAAAAAAAAAAAAAAAAAAAGAUAUCAGGUUCCAUUUCAGAAAUAGCUGUGUUUCAGCAACUAGUGAAGCUCAUAUCACUUUAUGAAGUGUUAGGCUAUUUGAGGUGAAAGAUGCCAUAUUAUUUAUGCUACAAUAACGCUUAGAAGUCUUCUUAUGAACCAGCCCCCCCACCCCUUUGCUCCCCGUGUCUAAAAUGGUUUGUAUUUUGAGACUCGAAUCUGGCACUGGUUAGUUCUUGCUUUUACAAUUGGUGGAGCCCCUGAGUUGGGGGUAAAAGGCUGUUCAAAGGCAGAGCAGCGCGGACACAACAUAAGCCUCUCUUCAAGAAAUUAUUGCAGGUCUCUCUAUAGUGUUUUCCCUUUGACUGUUCAUCAGAUUAUUAACUUUUUUUCUUCCAUAAAAAUACCUUUGUUUGAGAGGGCAUUCAAAUAUUGUUCAUCUUCCCUAGUAAAAUUCACCCAGGAGAUGCUGUGGAAAAUGCUUCUGAAGAGGAAGGUGGGUUCCCAGCUGAGACCCCAAACAGCUGCAUGGGCAGUGGGAGCGGGUGCAGGAAAGCAUCUGACAACAAAGUUCAAUGUAUCCCAAAUUUGUCUGACAGUUCAACAUUAUAAAACUUGGGAUUUUCUUUCUCAAAAAUAAAGGUCAUUAACAUUGCAA